Messenger RNA from Cheilinus undulatus (humphead wrasse), 1669 nucleotides. It is a transcript of the gene grap2a, whose product is annotated as GRB2 related adaptor protein 2a. The coding region runs from base 284 to 1189 and encodes 301 amino acids. The record is from RefSeq and is a predicted model, not a curated record. Gene Ontology annotation, molecular function: protein binding. The transcript has 8 exons. NCBI's taxonomy places the organism in Eukaryota, Metazoa, Chordata, Actinopteri, Labriformes, Labridae.
GACACACACAACUCAUUUUAUCUUCCGUCUUCACUCCAGUCGAGGCUGACAGCAGAAACAGCAGAGCGGGAGAACUACAUUCCACUCCAAACAGGACUAUUUUUGUUUUUAACCAACAUGCACUAACAUGCUGCUGUGGAUGAAGAAGAGGCUAGCCUUAGAAUAAACUCUGCACAAGUUGAAGAAGUUACUUCAGGGGGGGAAGAGAAUCUCUUCUUGUGGACUCCUGGAUCGUCCAUUUGCUCCUUUUUUGAGUUUCUCUCUGAUUCUUCAUCCAGUCCCGAUGGAAGCCAAAGGAAAAUAUGAUUUCAAUGCAACUGCAGACGACGAGCUCAGCUUCAGGAAGGGAGACGUUCUUAAGAUUUUAAGCCCACAGGAUGAGUGGUAUAAAGCAGAGAUGAACGGACACGAAGGAUUUGUUCCACAAAACUACAUCGAAAUGCAGACGCCAAAGUGGUUUCAGGAGAAUGCGAGUCGCAGCGCUGCAGAGGACAUGCUGAAGUUCAAUGGCCUCGGGGACUUUGUGAUCCGAGGGUGUCAGAGCUCCCCCGGUGACUUCUCCAUCUCUGUCAAACAUGAGAUUGACGUUCAGCACUUUAAGGUGAUGAAAGACAACAAGGGUCAGUACUUCCUGUGGUCGGAGAAGUUCACCUCCCUCAAUAAGCUGGUGGAGUUUUAUAAGACCACGUCCAUCUCUAAAACCAGAGAGAUCUACCUGAAUGAUGGCAGCCCGUCUGGCAGGAACCCACCCACGGCUGUGUCGAUGAAGAGGGGGAGUUUACCAGAAAAGCGGACCCCAUCUCCAGCUCUAGUGUCGCCACGCAGAGCUUCAGACCAACCUUUCAACCAGCUGGUACAAACUUUACAGCACUUUACUGACCACCCCAGCCCAGCUAUGAGGGCCGGUUUAGAGGAGCGAGCUUCCACCAUCGGCCACACAGGAAGAAGCAGCAGCCCUGUUAGCUCCGCUUUUCCUCAUCGCAUGUCUGAAACCAUGCCUCUUCCCAAAAGGGCGUCCAUGCUGCAGGUCAAAGCGCUCUACGACUUCAAAGCAGAGGAAGACGACGAGCUCGGUUUCAGCGCCGGAGAUAUCAUCGAGGUGGUGGACUGCUCUGACGCCUCGUGGUGGAGAGGACGGCUGCGGGGAAAGAGCGGGCUGUUUCCUGCUAACUACACCAUGCAGCAGUGAGAACACCCAUCACUGCAGCACGCUCUUCCUCUCAAUGCUUGUGUGGGUUAGUCUGACACAAACUGAGCUGUCAGGGAUUCUAACCGUCAGCGUUCACAGGAUUCUGAGCUGAUAGGACUCAGAGUCACUUUGGGUUUUCACAGGAUACCACACAGUCUCAGGUUUUAUUCAACAACAUUAUAACGGAACUUCUUGAAGGAACUUUUUAAACCUGUCAGCUGACGCACAUGGUCUGCUGCAGAGAGCUCAGAAGGAUAUUUCAUUAUUUUUAUUAUUCAUUUCUUGACAGAAGGUGUUAAUUUUCAUUUUAUUUUGACUUUAAUUCAAACAUUUCUUCCUUAAAAAGAUUUUUUAUCCAAAGAUUCUUAAAGCCUUGUACAGAUGUUUAACUUCCUCAUGGCUCACUGACAUGGAAAUAAAAUAUUUUUAUAACAACUGUAAGUUUGAUCAAAUUGUGAAUUAUAAAGAGGGUUUUUGUUA